Messenger RNA from Spirodela intermedia, 1704 nucleotides. The record is from the annotation of a GenBank genome assembly. Lineage: Eukaryota; Viridiplantae; Streptophyta; Magnoliopsida; Alismatales; Araceae.
AUGGCCAGAGCCCCCCGGAGAGUGCACGUAGAGAGGAUCCUGAGGAGCGCUCCUCGUCAGGUCAGCUUCUCGAAGAGGCGGCAGGGCCUGUUCAAGAAGGUGUGCGAGCUCUCCGCGCUUUGCGGCACGGAAUCGGCAGUCCUCGUGAAGUCUCCAGGGAACAAGCUCUACUCCUUGGGGGAACCCGACGUCGACACCGUGGUGGACCGGUUCCUCGACUUCGUCGAUCGACGGGGCCCCGCGCAGGAAGCCCGGCCGGGGGCGGGGGAGCCGGCAGGCGCCGCCAUGGUGGCAGGAGGCGGGCAGAGGCGCCAGCAGGACAGGAGGCCCGUACGGGAGCAGGACCCAAGGAGGAUCGUCGUAGAGGAGCUAUAUCGUGUACUUCAACUGCAGGACACCUGGCUUGAGGCAGCCGAUGCAAGGCUGGAGGAGCUCAGAGCCGACAUCAGGGAGAAGCAGGCGCAGCUGCCGCACCGGUGGGCGGCUAAGGUGGAGGACCUCGAGCCGGCCGAGGCCGCGGAGAUGAUAGACGCUCUGCAGGUCCUAUCAUUGAGGGUGAGUCAGGUGCUCGAGGCAAGGCAGAUGCAAGAAGGGCCUCUGCCUGGCCAGGCCUCGUCUAGCAGCUACCCUCCAUCUCCAUCCAACCCCUGGGACCUCCCUCACGGAUCCAGGGUGAGUCAGGUGCUCGCGGCAAGGCAGAUGCAAGAAGGGCCUCUGCCUGGCCAGGCCUCGUCUAGCAGCUACCCUCCAUCUCCAUCCAACCCCUGGGACCUCCCUCACGGAUCCAGGGUGAGUCAGGUGCUCGCGGCAAGGCAGAUGCAAGAAGGGCCUCUGCCUGGCCAGGCCUCGUCUAGCAGCUACCCUCCAUCUCCAUCCAACCCCUGGGACCUCCCUCACGGAUCCAGGGUGAGUCAGGUGCUCGCGGCAAGGCAGAUGCAAGAAGGGCCUCUGCCUGGCCAGGCCUCGUCUAGCAGCUACCCUCCAUCUCCAUCCAACCCCUGGGACCUCCCUCACGGAUCCAGGGUGAGUCAGGUGCUCGCGGCAAGGCAGAUGCAAGAAGGGCCUCUGCCUGGCCAGACCUCAUCUAGCAGCUACCCUCCACCUCCAUCCAACCCCUGGGACCUCCCUCACGGAUCCAGGGUGAGUCAAGUGCUCGCUGCAAGGCAGGUCCAAGAAGGGCCUCUGCCUGGCCAGGCCUCGUCUAGCAGCUACCCUCCACCUCCAUCCAACCCCUGGGACCUCCCUCACGGAUCCAGGGUGAGCCAGGUGCUCGCUGCAAGGCAGGUGCAAGAAGGGCCUCCGUCUGGCCAGGCUUCGUCUAGCAGCUACCCUCCUCCACCUCCAUCCAACCCCUGGGACCUCCCUUACGGAUCCAUGGCAGUCGGCGCUGCUCCUAUGCCUGCCAUGGACGUCUUCCAGCCACCGCCUUUUGGGCCGUCGACAAGCACGGGUCACCUGUUCCCUUGGCUGGACGAUGAUCCAACGGGAGGGGCUUUCAUGGCCGGCGGCAGCCAGCUGUUCGGCCAGAUACCGCCAUCCACAGUCUUCCAGCAGCUCGGCGACAUGGGGGCUGGGAGCUCCUCCGGCUACCUGGCGCUUCCCCCUCCUCCUCUUCCUCCUCCUCCUCUAUUUGGAAUCCCCUACCCAUCUCGAAGAGAUGGAGAGGGCCCAUCGAGUGGUUCCGGCCCGCCGAAUCUCUACUGA